Messenger RNA from Myotis lucifugus (little brown bat), 594 nucleotides. It is a transcript of the gene MALSU1, whose product is annotated as mitochondrial assembly of ribosomal large subunit 1. Gene Ontology annotation, cellular component: mitochondrion. Gene Ontology annotation, molecular function: ribosomal large subunit binding. Gene Ontology annotation, biological process: negative regulation of translation; negative regulation of ribosome biogenesis. Lineage: Eukaryota; Metazoa; Chordata; Mammalia; Chiroptera; Vespertilionidae. The record is from RefSeq and is a predicted model, not a curated record.
AGACCUUUCGGACCUCAGUCCCGCCCGGCAGCAGCGGUUCCACUGUCAGGGGCCCGUGGCUCCGGGUGCACCCCGUGUUUGACGCCGACUGGGCCCCCUGACACGAGCAAAACUUGGUGCAUUUCAGAUCACACGGGGCCCAAGUUUGACAUCGAUAUGUUGGUUUCGCUUCUGAGGCAAGAGAAUGCAAGAGACAUCUGUGUGAUCCGAGUUCCUCCCGAAAUGAGAUACACAGAUUACUUUGUGAUCGGGAGCGGAACCACCCGACACUUACAUGCCAUGGCCUACUACAUCGUGAAAAUGUACAAAUUCCUAAAAAGUAAAAAUGAGCCUCAUGUGAAAAUUGAAGGGAAGGACACUGAUGACUGGCUCUGUGUGGACUUUGGCAGCAUGGUGAUUCAUUUGAUGCUUCCCGAGACCAGAGAAAUGUAUGAACUGGAGAAGUUAUGGACCCUGCGUUCUUAUGAUGACCAGUUAGCUCAGAUCGCACCUGAGACAUUACCUGAAGACUUCAUUCUUGGAAUAGAAGAUGACCCUUCCUCCCUGACUCCAAUGGAGUUCAAAUGUGAAUAAAAUACUGGUUUACUCAUUUCA